This is a messenger RNA of Cladocopium goreaui, 3093 nucleotides long. The record is from the annotation of a GenBank genome assembly. Lineage: Eukaryota; Dinophyceae; Suessiales; Symbiodiniaceae.
GUGCCACCGUGUGAACUCAGUGCAUGGCCAUGUUUCAGAGCUUGCUUUGUAGCUACACUGAUGGUUCCGGCAGUGCUGAUGCAGUCUUGACCAGAUUGAUGACCAACUAUAAGAAGCUCAUCCAUGAAGAGGGCUACAUUGAUACCAAGUCAGACGCAGGUUUCAACGCCACAGCUGUUUUUUUGGAAAGCCUGGAGGCCACAGCUCGGGCCAUGCGUUUGGAACCGGCGAACCGAUCGUACCGCUCCAGCUUCACCAUCAACUACCGUGCCCUGUUUCCUGAUGAGUCCAGAAACUAUCGGGUGGACAUUCUGGAGGCCAGCGUGGAGCAAAAUGCGGUGAUUUGGGUGAAUGGUGACAAAUUCGAGUUCAGUCAGGAGGCCAUGCAAUGUGCAGAGGACCUUCAACGAGCUUGGUCUGAACUUUGUGCUUUGCUGGAGCGUUGGAAAGCAGGGGAUCCUGGGGAUAAACCUCAGCGAACAGAGAUGCGAACAUCCUUAGUGACCCUAGACGUUGCUUGGGCAGCCUUCGAGAAGAAGUACAUCAGCGAGCUCAUUGCAAUCGAAGAUCAGGCCCGCAAGUUGAUCGUGCAAGCAGUGGACUGCGAGAAGCGCUUAAGGGACCUUGAAGCGAAGUAUGGUGAGACCGAGGCCUUGCUGGUUCGAUCCGAGUAUCAAGCGGAGCAAAGGCGCCUGGUCGGGAGCAUUUCCUACUUGAACUCAGUGGCAAACUUCCGACGGAAGGGGCGUGAUGACCUGCCCGCAGAUGUUCUGUUUGACGCAGUGCGGACCAUACAGCGCUGUGACCUUGCGGAGAAGAAUGGCCAGAGCACGGAACUCUCAGCUGCUGCGCGCACCUUGUGUGGCGACGUGGUGGAGUCUUUUGUGGCAAUGCGUCUUUACCUUCGUGAGAUUGGAAAGUGCCUUGAGCGAGUGGAUCCACACCUGUGCAACAACGCUGGGUUGGUGACAAGGUUGGUGGAUUGGGAAGAAAGCUGGGAGGUUGGAGCGCGAUACGUUCAGAAUGAACUGCUGCUGAAUGGCAUUUGCGACCUUGUGGCAGAGAUCCGUUUGGCACAACAUGUCGCGCCAAGCCUCCGAGACAUGUGCAACUUGGGCCGCACUUGCCCUUGUAGAGGCAUGACUAGCUUCCCUAGAAUGUUGGCCCGAUGCAUGCUGUUUGCAGCUGCCAUGGCCGCAUCAUUCGAUGAUCCCCUAGCCCAAUGGCUGGACAGCCUGAAAUUCUCGCUGCAGGAUGUAACGCAGGAGAAAGCGGGCAUCACAUUCAAAGUCUCCAACUUGGUGUGUCAGAAUCUCCAGCUUUCAGACAUCAAGUCAGCAGUUGAGGACGUGGGGAUGUCCAUCACGCUGGAGGGCAUCGGGAUUGUCUGCAAUGGACACUUUGAUUAUCACGGCUUGGCCAUUGUCAGCGGCUCUGGUGAUCUUCAAGCUGUGGUGAAAAGCAGCCCAAGCUCCACUGCCACUGUGGCACUGCAUGGAACCAACAUGGCUCAGAACUUGCCCUGGGCUGUUGAGGCUACAUCUUGCGAUGCCAAUUUGGACUUGAAGCUCACCCUCUCUGGCUCCAUCAUCUACGAUGUCAUCAACAUCUUCAAGACGCCUGUGUCAGCUUUGAUCAAGCAUCAGGCCAUCGCACAAGCCUGCACGCAGCUGAAGACCAUGGCAGCUGGACAGCUUUCCCAGAAGCUUGCUGACUUCAACCGUCUGAUGUUGCCAUCGGAUGAUGGUGAGUUGUUGCUGAAAUCUACCGGGUUAGCUGCCAAGCCGGAGGCUGGAGCUCCGUGGUUCCACGUGGACAUGGAGAGCUUUGAAGAUUUCGUGGAGGACGUCGCCAACGGCGACCACGGUGACCGCCCAAAAGCCGAAGAAAACGACGCCGGAUCGCAGGGAAACCUGUUCCUGGCGGAGCGACGCCUGAAGGCAGUCAGUAAGGAUGGCACCGUGGAUUGGACCCAUGACGAAACUUUGAAAUGGAUCUCUUGGUUGGUGGAUGAUGUCAUUGGACCCGAGCGUUUGGAUCAGGCUGUGAGUUGGGCAGUGAAGGGCAAUGAGACCGUGAUCAUCCCUGGACCUGCCAAUCCCCUGAUGACAACCACUGUGAAGCAGCCUGACGCAGGCCUCGAGUUGAGGGUGACCGCCUUUCUGAAGUCCGCCAGCAUUGAAGGCGCAGAUGGGAUGUCUGACUUCUCUCCGGUUGCGGCAGUAGGGCCCAACGACCUGCGUUUCAAGGUCAGCUGGGGCACUGCAAAACGUCCAGCCUUCGGUUUGGGUGUGGACGUCAAGGUUCAGGUGGAGGCUGUGGACUUGUCGAGCGGGAAGUCCCAAGCCGCCAUGGAGCAAGAGAUGAGUCUGCACUUGGCAGUGCUUUCGCCGUCCUUGGAAGUCCAGGGAGAAGUGCAAGUCUUGGCCAGGGAAUGGCCAGGAACCCGAAGCCUUGCACAGCUGAUGGUGGCACCCAAGCAAUGUCUCACCAGCAUGUUGAAGCAAGCUCCACUGCUCAAGUCUGUGCAGAUGAAGUUCCAGCAACUGGCCGCUCCGUUGAGCUUUGUCACCCGCACCCAGGGUGCCUUGGAGAAUGCCUUGGCCAACUUGCUGAACAACGGCGUAGGGCUCUUCAAUCAGGAACUCUCCGAAUCCGUGGCAACGGUGCAUCAUUUGAUGCACAGUGGCUUCCGGACGGCAGCGGGAGCGGCUUCCGUCGGCUGGCACGCGGUGGAUCUUUGCUGUGGCAAGUCUUUGACCUCUGCCCUUCUAUCCUUGGAUUCGGAUGGUCCAAAAAGCAUCACAGCCGUGGACUGGCGGGAUCCCAGCGGGCUUCCCCAUCACGAGGAAGCCUUGGCACGUGAUCGCGCGCAUGCAGAGGCCGCCUACGCAGAUGUGCCAGUGACCUACUUGCAGCAUGAUGUGCUGGCUGAUGACUUUCUGCCCAUUCUCCAGCAGAGGAUCGAGGAUGUUGGAAGGCCCACCGCGAUCUUGGGCAUGCACCUCUGCGGUCGCUUGCCACGAUUCCAAGGAGUUUGCAGGCCAUCCGCACGUUGGAGAUCGACCUUGUCCAGUGGACGACCCAGAUGCG